AUGCUCGCUAACAUCCUCGCCACUCUUUUCCUGGUAGCAACCGCCCGAGCCACAGCUAUUGAGGUCCAAAAUUGCACUCAAAGCGAGGCAGACAACGUCGUCCGGGCUCUCGGAUUGGGAUUGCAAUGCGUCGACACAGUCUUACAAGUCCACGCCGGCUCAAUCGCCUUUGCCGGAGACAGCAACACCGUUCUACUCGAACGCUACUUCGGCACCACCAGCCCCGAAGAAUUCAACGCCAUCACCGACGUCUUCUCCCACAUCCACGACAAAUGGAACGACCAACCCUACGUCUGCAAAGGAGACAUCAUCGAACAAGUUUGCGGCCCGAACUCUGGUGCUAGUGCUUUUACAAAAGUCCAACCUAACGUGACUGGAUCUUCGGUCGGAUUCCAAACCCAACUCAUUGGUUUCUGUCCUUCAUUCUUAGACAAUAUCAACUUCGACACCCCCUGGCCUUCCCAUGUCAUGAUCCACGAACUCGCUCACGCGACAGUGGAUCCGCCUCCGGGAGAUCUCAGGCUUGAACCGUUGGGAACCUGCUACGGCGAGAAGAAUUCCCAGCAGUUGGCUGUGUGGUCGAAGGAACUCGCGGCGAGAAAUGCGGAUAACUAUGCUUAUUAUGCUGAUCAUCUCUGCGAUGCGGUUCUUGGAAAUGGGGUUCCGGCUGCUGAAGAGGAUGUUGAUUGGAGUGAGCAGGACUGGUAUUUGGCUGAUGAAAUUGAGAAGACUGUGCUUGAUACUUCGCCAGAGUGUUUGCAUCAGUUGGUAUUGGCAGGUAAUGGGCUUGGUGCUGCGUGGGGCCAAAGCGGCUCGUGCGUGCGGAAAUGA
Messenger RNA from Ramularia collo-cygni, 831 nucleotides. RefSeq lists its product as uncharacterized. The coding region runs from base 1 to 831 and encodes 276 amino acids. Gene Ontology annotation, molecular function: metalloendopeptidase activity. The transcript has a single exon. The record is from RefSeq and is a predicted model, not a curated record. NCBI's taxonomy places the organism in Eukaryota, Fungi, Ascomycota, Dothideomycetes, Mycosphaerellales, Mycosphaerellaceae.